AUGUCGAUGCAGCGACACGUACCCAUCACUGUGGACCACAGCAGGUGGUACCCGGCAGAGUUUGACCCUUUCUUCAGAGAUUCUUCUUCCUGGACCCACCUCCGGGACUGGGCCAGGGAUCCAGCCGUACGCGAGCCACACAGAGAGCAUCACUUGAGGGACAUGGUCAGGGAACCGGCAGUGUACCACCAACCUGGCGCCGGCAGCACACUGCCCCUGACCCGGUCGUUCUACAACCCCGAGAGACAGCUGGGCUCACUGGACACUGACAUGCAGCGGAUGGCCACGGAGAUGAGACGGAUGUACAGCGAGAUGCAACAUCUCAUGCCCAUGGAUGCCAACCCUGACAGCUGGCGGAAGAAGGAGAACUACCUCCUGGACAACCCUGUCUACCACGACCAGAGCUCUGGCAGGGAGGUCUUCCGACUUCAGUUUGAUGUCCGACAGUUCAAACCUGAAGAGAUCUAUGUGAAAACUGAAGGGAACAACCUGACAGUGCAUGCCAAACACGAGGAGAAAUCUGAAGGAAAGUCACUGCACAGAGAGUACCACAGACAAUAUGUUCUGCCCAAGGACAUGAACCCCGAGAACCUGGUGUCUAAGCUGAGCAGGGACGGUGUCUUGACAAUUGAGGCUCCGCUAGCCAUAGCAGAGGCAAACAGACUCAUCCCCAUCAAACACGAGUGA
This is a messenger RNA of Candidula unifasciata, 687 nucleotides long. Lineage: Eukaryota; Metazoa; Mollusca; Gastropoda; Stylommatophora; Geomitridae. The record is from the annotation of a GenBank genome assembly.